Messenger RNA from Misgurnus anguillicaudatus (oriental weatherfish), 8350 nucleotides. RefSeq names its product zinc finger protein 609a (gene znf609a). The record is from RefSeq and is a predicted model, not a curated record. Gene Ontology annotation, cellular component: nucleus. Gene Ontology annotation, biological process: regulation of transcription by RNA polymerase II. NCBI's taxonomy places the organism in Eukaryota, Metazoa, Chordata, Actinopteri, Cypriniformes, Cobitidae.
AGUUCAGUUGCAUUGCAUGAAUGUCUCGCAGUGAGACGCAAGCGAUCGUAAAAAAGCGCAGGACUCAAUCUGUGUGUGUAUGAGGAGGACAAACUCUGAUGACUGGGAAUCUAUAAUAAUAACACUGAGAUUUAACGACGACACUCAGCCUCCGGGCUCAAGACUCAAAGAGAAAUGCGCGACACAUCGUUUAUUCCUCUGGUUGUUUUUGGACUGGGAUCUGAACUGAUCUGAUGGCGAUACUCCAGUGAAACCAGUCUGUCCUUGGAUCUUCAGCGUGUGCGCGUUUAUGCACGAGUGUGUGCGCGCGUGCAUGAGUGUGUAACCUCAGCACAUUUUGUUGGAGGGGUAUUUCUUUUGAGGGGGGGUAUUUCUGGUGUCUCUUUUGGAUGUAUGGGAUGUAUCUGGACCGGACUGGACCCUUUGGGGGGGUAACAAUGUGGGUAACUGGGAUGUGGAAACCAACAGGACCCUGAGGCUGAUGUAAACGCCCUUCCUGACUGCCUCAGCUCUCUGAGAAGGUCAGAGCUCCCUGUGGCACGCUUGGGCCGUUGGCACUAAGAUGUCCCUCAGUAGUGGCACUGCAGGCGGGAAAGGUGUGGACUCGAAUGCGGUGGACACUUACGACAGCGGGGAUGAGUGGGAUAUCGGUGUAGGCAACCUGAUUAUUGACCUCGACGCAGACUUAGAGAAAGACAAGCUUGAAAUGUCUGGCACCAAGGACGGGGACGGAAUGGCCGCAGCGUCUAGCGCCGUAGCGGCGUUGCCUGACAACAUCAAGUUCAUUAAUCCUGUGCCGCCUCCGCCCAUCAAAGACAGCAAAUCCAAAGCUAAACGUAGCAAGAAUUCCAAGGACAGUAGCAAAUCUUCAACCCCUGACGGGUCUAAGAAAGACGCCCAGGGGCCGACCCCGAACGAGGGCACUGGCCCGGUCUCGGGGAGCGGUUCCACGACGGUACCCGCCUCCGGUAAGGGAUCGGAUAAAGGUAAUAAGGCCUCCCGUGGUGUUCCCAGUGGAAAAAAGGACAAAGAAAGUUCUGGGAAAAGUAAAAAGGAGAAGAGCGACAGAGUUCAAGCUGGGACCCUGCCCCCAGAGAAGGACAUGGUGACUCAGGUUUUGCCUUUGGGGCAGGCCCGCAAUGCCCCGUUUGAUGGGCCGCAAAAUAUGGACGGUGCUGAACAAUUAGGGAAUAUAACCCUCGACGCUACUGGAAUAGUCGCACCCUUAGCUAUCAAAAGCGAACCCGAGGAAUUGGACAAUAUCGACUGCAGGAACAUGAAGAAAGUCAAAAGCGAGAAGAUGGAGUCUCCAGUGUCUACACCGGCACCACCACCUCUUCACCUCAUUGCACCUGUAGGCAACAGUGACAUCUCCUCCUCAUGUGAACAGAUCAUGGUCCGCACGCGUUCGGUGGCCGUCAACACCUCUGACGUGUCUCUAGCCACUGAGCCUGAAUGUCUGGGUCCUUGUGAACCUGGUACCAGUGUGAACCUGGAGGGCAUAGUCUGGCAGGAAACUGAGGAUGGUAUGCUGGUUGUAAAUGUUACCUGGAGGAACAAAACCUAUGUGGGCACCCUUUUGGACUGCACUCGACAUGACUGGGCACCUCCACGGUUCUGUGAGUCACCCACAAGUGAUUUGGAGAUGAGGAAUGGCCGUGGACGUGGUAAGAGAAUGAGACCCAAUAGCAAUACACCAGUCAAUGAGAACAGCAAUUCUUCUGAUAAUAAAGGCAGCAACAACAGCAAGACUCGAGCUGCAUCGAACAAUAAGGGGCGACGGGGCAGUCAGAAUUCCUCUGAACGUCGCACUCCACCAAACAGUAAUAUGGAGGAUGUAAAGACUAGUCCAUCAUCUGCUAACAAACGCAAGAACAAACCUGCUUCAGACAUGGAGCCCAACUCAAGUUCAGAGGACACAAAGGGUAGCAAACGUAUGCGUACCAAUUCAAAUAGCGGAAUACCUCACCCUGUUCUUCCCCUCUCCAACAUCAAAGCAGAACCCCUGCCCCCCUCUUUGGAUCGCAACUGCCCUUCACCGGUGCUCAUAGACUGUCCCCAUCCCAACUGCAACAAAAAAUACAAGCACAAAAACGGCCUGAAGUAUCACCAGGCUCGUGCUCACAAUGACGACGACCUCAAGCUGGACAUUGACGGCGAUAGCGAGUAUGGCGAGGACUCCACCUUGCACCCAGAGGCGAGCAGUUGCAAUGGUGCAUCCAUUUCCCAGAAGGGCUGUUCUUCUCCUGCAAGGUCGAUCACCCCAAAAGGCAGAGGAUUCGAUGCCCAAAGCCCAUCACCGUCAUCAGGAAAGUUUAGCACUAAACAGCCUGGCAAGAAGAAGCUGGAGGCUGAGCACGAUGCAGGUGUGCCCAUGGAUGGCUGUGAGGAUGGCCCGUGCCUUACAGAUGAGGCGAGUAAUGAUGGCAUUGAUGAUAAGAAAGAUAAAGCCAAAAAGUCUGGAAGUGGUGCGAAGGCAGACAAGCUUGCUCAGAAGGGAAUGAAGUCCACAAAGCCCCUUGGUCCCUCUUUACCUCCACAACAGUUGUAUGGCUUACCAACUUCUGGCUUCCCUGCCCCCAAUUCUGGCUCCUCUAGUAUGGGCUCUGUUGUCCAGUCCGUUAGCAAGAGUCCCCAACUAAAAACCAUUCAACCCAAACCUGCAGUAACGGGAGAUCCCUCAAUGAACCCAGCCGCGAGCGGCUCGAAGGACAAGAAGAAGAAAGAGAAGAAAAAGAAGGAGGGUGUUAAGGAAGGGGACAGUCCAAAGGCCCCUGGAAAAGGAGGAAAACCUGAAGAAGGUAAAAGUCCGUAUUCUGAAAGCUCAGACCAAGGCAGUAGGAGUGAGGGCAUGUUAAAUGGUUCCUCAGAUCAACAUCAAAGUCGGCUAGCCAGUAUGAAAGCAGAGGCAGACAAAAUCUACAGUUUUUCUGACAAUUCUCCAAGUCCAUCCAUUGGUGUGGCUAGUCGGAUAGACAGCGGGGGGGUGCCACAACCUCUCACUCCACUUCAUGUAGUUACCCAAAAUGGGGCCGAUAACUCUUCUGUGAAGACCAACAGCCCAGCAUACUCGGACAUUUCUGAUGCAGGGGAGGACGGAGAGGGCAAGGUAGAGGGCAUGAAGGUCAAGUCUGAGGAUCAGACUGCUCGAGAAGGCGCCAAGAAAUCCCUUUUCCCAUCCCAGCCACCCAGCAAAGAUUCCUCUUACUAUCCCAGUUAUGAAACAUACUAUUCACCCAAUUAUGGCAACCCAAACCCCAGUCCAGGAGUCUCUAAUGCUGCCACAUCACUGCAAGAUGGUGCAGUGAAGGUGAAAAAAGAGGAAGACCCAGAACCAGUUAUUGAGAAGGCCAAAUCUGAGCAACCUGAUGAACGAAAGCCUGACAUAAGUGCAUCCUCUCAACAGCAACAACAGCUGCAGCCUUCAGUCAUUCAGCAGCGUUCUAGCAUGUUCAUGCAGCCACUUUAUUACAAUCAGUAUGCAUAUGUACCUCCAUAUGGCUAUGCCUCCCCAGAUCAGGCAUAUCAUAACCAUAUGAUGAGCACAAACCCAGCUUACAGGCAACAGUGUGAAGACCGACAGCGGCAAGCAACUGAGCAACAUCGUGCCGCUGAGAAAAAAUCAGAUGCUGCUCAAAAAGACAGGGAAGCAUCCCUAAAGCCUGAAGAAUGGAAGCAGAAAGCUUCAGUUCCCCCUAGCUUGUCUAAAGCUCCAAGCCUCUCAGACCUAGGUAAGCCUUCCCCACAGGGCAAGCCCAAAGAUCCCUCAGAACCAUCUAAGUCAGUCAUUAUCCCCAAAGGGGAAGAUGGCAAAGGUCAGACUCAGCAGGGUGAGGGCUUGAAAAUGAAGCUCAGUGAAACAGGGCAUCAUGGAAAGGAGGAGCAAAAACCAGGCCUUGAGUCUGGAAGAUCAGCUAUGGAGCAGGCCAUGUACAUGUAUAGACAGGAGCCAGACUCACGACUGUGGCCCUACGUUUAUCCCAGCAAGUAUCCCGAUGCUCAGAAACAGAUCGACGAGGAGCGAUGGAAGGAAGAUAGGGAACGUGAGCGGGAACGAGAACGCGACCGUGAGCGAGAGAGGGAUCGAGAUCGGGACAGAGAACGUGAAAGAGAACGUGAAAGAGAUAGGAAGGGAAAAGAUGAAAGGCCACGCCAUAAAGACACUCCCUCGAAAGAGGAAAGCAAGGAAAGUGUAGAGGCGAGAACCUCGUCAGCUUCAGAGGAGCACAGAGGAGUCGGCAAAGAUCCACGGGCACACAUACAGUUUUCCUCACCUCUGCAGCAGUCAUACAUGUCCUACAUGCACGGAUAUCCCUAUGCCCAAGGCUAUGAGCCCAGCCAUCAAGGAUACAGGAUGCCCACAGUCAUGAUGCAAAACUACCCUGGCUCGUACCUUUCGCCAGGAUACUCGUUCUCUCCAUAUGGCUGUAAGAUGCCCUCUGGUGAGGAGGGUGAGAAGUCUCGUGCCAGUCCUACAGUGAGCAGCAAGUCUGAGUCCAAAGCUUUGGACAUCCUGCAUCAGCAUGCAAGCCAGUAUAAAAGCAAGUCGCCAACAGUCGGUGAAAAGAUGCCUCAUGAAAGAGACAGAAGCGGGAGUGAGAGGGAUAAAGACGGUGAACGCCCAAGAUCUUCACCCUCACAGCGGCUCAUGCCUUCCCAUCAUCACCUGGGCUACCCGCUACUCCCAGGGCAGUACGACCUGUCCUAUGCUGCAGGUAUCUCUUCUUCAGCCAUCGUUGCCAGUCAGCAAGCCUCUGCCCCCUCAAUCUACCCCCCAGCACGGAGGUGAGAAUGGGAGAAGUGACUGGCUGCUUUUCCACAGACAUGUGACUGGUUCACAUGAGGACAUGGUGUGGAGCGUAUGGCAUCAGUUCAAUGAUGUUCCUGAUUUCUUUCCGAUUCCUUUUGGUGUCUUUGACCACCCACCAUUGUCAGAGAGAGAAAGUGGAAACCCAGCUGAACUCCCCAACACCUGCGCUCACAUCUGGAUGUGCAUUUCUAUCCAGACGCUCCUCUCUCUGUGCUGCUGGCUCCAUACUCAGGAGAGAGGAGAUGCGGCCCGUCUUCAUUCGAUGCGCAAAUGGACCUGAGUUUGGGACAUUUUGAAUGAUAUUCUGGAAGUCACUACGUUAUUUUGUGUUAAAGCCUGGGCUUUUAUGAACCGCUGCUCUAGAGGAUUACCAUUUUUUGGGCAUCUUUGUUGUCGCCUUUCAGCUUUCUACAUAUACCGUGUCACACUCUCUGUGGACUCUAUGCAAGUGGAUUAAGCUUGAUUUUCUCACUUCAGUCAGGUUUGUGUUACAUUCAAAGCUAUCCAGUCCACACAAUUGAGCUGAUAGACCACACAACCUGUUUUGUUCAGGAUGCACUUGCCUUUCAAACGUUUAUUCUUUUCUUUUUUUAUAAUGGAUGAUUAACAAAUCACCCACAGUCACUCCAUUACUUGUUAAGCACUGGACAUUUGCUUUGCAAAAGCAGCAGUAGAUGGGCUUUUUCCUCAAGAAGACGACAAUUAUUUCAGCGAUGGUCUUUAUUUCAGUUCUGUGACAUUUGGAUCAUCCGGGUGGUGGAGAAAAGAUGAAGCAUUGGCUGCUCUCUGACAUGUGGUGUCCCCAAAGGCAGGACCUUCCAGACUGGAUUUACGUGGAUUUUAGUCCUGUUUUUGGUUGCUGUACCAUGCGGCAUACAUGUAUGGACAUCUGCUCUUUCCAUGUCCGCGUCUUUUAGGACACAUGGUGUGUGUUUCCAAUGGAGACUCUGUUGAACUGUGUUCAUCUGGUCAUUGGGAUGCAUUGAUAUGUUGCUUGUGACUCUCAAUACAGCUUACAGCGAUCCGAGUAAGAUAACCUGGAUUUCUAAGUUGUCAGUCCACACUGAUCCACAAAAGACCUGAGCUAUAAACUCGCUCGCUGCCUACUGCUGUCGGGUUCCCUCACUUUCCUCUUUGUGUUUGCAUGGUAAUAAUCCAGCACUCAGUUAAAGCAUUAACCCAAACCGAGAGCAAUGUGACCUGUGUGCGGGCGCCUUUACUUUACUUUUCUCCCCUCACUAUGUGCUUUCUGUAUAUAUUGUACAAAGGAAUUAUUUUAAAAAAGGUUGUUGGAUGCUAUUGGAUUUUCUUACUUUCUCUCUUUCGUCUCUUAGCCUUUUUUCUACCAUUGUUGACAAAAUAUAUCAACAUGUAGCUGAUAUAACAACUUUAUAUUGGAAGGUUUUUUUUACUAAUUUUUCUACCCCUCCUCUUCAAAGCCAAGUCAGUCCCACUCCGCUUUGAAACCUUUCAGAAGCACAUCGUACACCAUUUUUCUUCAAGUCGGUUUUAAUAUCGUCCAGGGAUUUUUCAAACCAUUUGGCCUGGUGAUGGUGUGUUCAAACAGCAGGAGGAAGUGUUGGGAAAGAAAUAUCCAGAAUUGGGUGCUAUCCACAAGCUCAUUUUUGCCAGUUAUUCAUAUCUUGUGUCAAUCUGAAUCUCUCAGGAGAGCAUUUAUAAAAUCACAGCCUUUCUAAAGGAAUACAUCAGCCAAAAAUGAUAUUAAAGCCAUGAUUUACUCACACUCAAGUAGUGCUGCCUCACAGUCGCGACUAAUCAUUUGCAGAAUAAAAGUUUUUGUUUACAUAAUAUAUGUGGGUGUACUGUGUAUAAUAAUUAUGCAUAAAUACACACACAUGCGUUUAUAUAAUUAAGAAACAUUUGCAUGUUUAUAUUUACAUAUAAUUUAGAUUAUAUAUAAAUAUAAAUAUUUAUUUUAUAAAUAUUACAUAUAUACAUAAUUAUUAUACACAGUACACACACACAUAUUAUGUAAACAAAAACUUUUAUUCUGCAAACGAUUAGUCGUGACUACCCUCAAGCCAUCCAAGAUGUCCAUUAUUUUUCAGACAAACACAUUUUUUGUUAUUUUAGAAAAUGUCAGUUUUUAUAAUAUAUGAAUAUGAGGUCCACCUCCUUCAAGCCCAAAGAUUGUGCAUACAUUCUUCACAAAAGCCAUCCAAACGGCUCAAUAAGGAUAAACAAAGGCCUUUUAAAGGGUAAUCCAUGCAGUUUUGUCAUAGAAAUAUCCAUAUUUAAAACUUUACAAACGAAAAUAACUAGCUUCCGGUAGCCUCUCUCCUGAAUGCAGAAGCGUCUAAGAUGGCAGUGUUACUGAAAGUGAGUUAUUUUCAUUUGUAAAGUUUUAAAUAUGUAUAUUUCUAUGACAAAACUGCAUGAGUUACCCUCAGAAAGCCUUUGUUUGUCCUCAUGGAGCCAUUUGGAUGACUUUUGUGAAUGAUUGAUGCACAGUCUUUGGGUUUGAAGAACCCCACAUUCAUACAUUAUAAAAAUUAAAAGAUUUGGGAUAUUUUCUAAAAUAACUAAAAAUGUGAUCAUCUGAAAAAUGAUAGACAUAUGGAUCUCAGACAGUUUGAGGGUGAGUAAAUCAUAGCUUUAAUAUAAUUUUUUGGCUGAACUAUCCCUUUAAAAUGCUUGGCAUGUCAAUCACUCAGUUUCAUUCAUUUAUUAUUAAACAUCAGCAUGACCGUGUUUCAAUAUAUCAUCCUUACUGUGUGACUGAUUGUUUAGUCCAAAUGCAUAUCACCUAUUCAUUACCAAAAAUCUCCAGGGAAUGUUCUUCAGUCUUUAUUUAAAUUAAGAGCAUUAUUUGCUGUCCCAUCACUUCCUCUUGUCUGUUUUGAACAACUUUGUUUGCUUAACACAUCAAAGUUUCAUUUUGUUGCUACUGGACCGGAGGUCAGGUCUCUCUUUACCUAAACCUAAAAACAAAACGAUACUGCAGCACUGGUCUCUAUAGAUAUUUUCAGAUGGUAAUAAUCUGACUUUUAGUUGUUCUGUGUUUAGCCAGUAAACAUGUGCUGUGUGGUGACUUGAUUUAUAAUUGUUUGAGGAAAAAGCGCUUGAUUGUUUUAAUUUAUUUUUCCAGGGUUCUUUUUUCUUUUUGUUUAUAGAAAGACCGGUUUGGUUUUAACAGGUUCACACAUUUGUUCACUAUUGUCUCAGACGGUGCUAAUAUAGUCUGCUCUGUGCGAUCAUCGUGGGAAGAGGGAAUUUACUUUUGCUUUGGUUUUUUAUUUUACUAUAGUAUUGACCCCUCCCACCAUCUAUUAAGCUCCGCCCACCCCACACCCACAGAGUGCAGUGGCUCAGUGUUUGUCAUCAUCGGUACUUGAAAGAAAGAUGUUUACACUUUCUAAUGUCUGUGUGUUUGGAUACGUUUCUCUUUCCCUGCCUCUGUCCCGCUCUCUCUUCCUCGAGAUCUCUCGUGUAAAGUGUAAAUUGCUACAUUUUUUAUACAAUACUGUAACUUGCCUUUGUACAUUUAGGCAGAAAAUAAAUCUUUUUAUGAGACAAUCA